AAGCCUCUUAUAAAGGACGUUUUUUUCACCAACAAAAAUGUGUCUAUGAAUUGUUAUUGCUUAUCCCGUGAAGUUUCUGAAGUGCAGAGAAGCCUGAGAGUAUAAAUCUAAAUAUCUAACGAGGGGAUUUUUAAAAAGUUGUUUGGCUCACAACAAAUAGUAGUUGCAUGAAACCAUUGAGUUGGUUAUAGCAGUCGCAAGAUGAAGGCUUUUACUAAACUCUUAAUAGUUGGUGUUAUAGGUGCAGCUUUUGUUGCUUUCCAAUGGAGUGGACCCACUUUUGAUCCAGAGUCGUUAAAGGGUGCCCGGGUCCUGGUGACUGGUGCCAGUGCGGGAAUAGGUGAACAAAUGGCAUAUCACCUCGCCGGCUUUGGUGCCCAGGUGGUUAUUACAGCCAGGAGGGAAAAGGUUCUACAGCAGGUAGCAGAGAAAUGCCAGGUGUUGGGGCCCCAGAAAGCUCUAUACAUAGCUGCAGACAUGGCCAAUCCGUCUGACCCAGAGAGAGUGGUGAAGUUUGCUGUGGACAAGCUGGGAGGAUUGGACUACCUGGUGUUGAAUCACAUAGGACCCAGCCCAUUCACUAUGUGGGAUGGAGAUGUGGAACACACUAGAUGGUUAAUGCAGGUGAAUUUCCUCAGCUAUCUGCAGAUGGCAAAGACAGCUCUGCCUACCCUUAAGCAGAGUAAGGGUUCCAUUGUGGUCGUCUCCUCCUUGUUAGGAAAAAUGAGCAGUCCGUUUGUGGCUCCCUACACGUCCACCAAGUUUGCCCUGAACGGCUUCUUUGGGACGUUGCAGCAUGAGCUUGCCAUGCAGAGGAGCAACGUGUCCAUCACCAUCUGCAUCCUGGGCCUGAUCGAUACAGACUCAGCUAUGGAGAAAGUCAGGGGCAUGACCAACAUCCAAGCCUGGCCGGCCAGUGAGGCGGCUCUGCACAUCAUCACUUCUGGAGCCACGCAACAGACAGAGUCUUACUAUCCCUGGUUCUGGUACUAUGUCUGUCUCAUCAGAGACUGGUUCCCCUACUUCAGGGACAUGUCUUUACGUAACUUGUAUAAAUAUUAACCAUUUGCUUGAAAUAUACAUUAUGAUAAUAUCGCUUUUACAUUUUUCCCUUUUUGGUUUACACUUAUUUGUUGAUAAAAAAAAUGCUGUUACAGCCAACUUCUCUGACAUUGAUAAUUUAAACACAGUUCUUUAAAUGAUAAACAGUUCAGUAUAUUUUAAGAUUUUCAUGUAAAACUGUGUUACUUCUUGGUCUUCUUCUUUGUAUAAUUGGUUGCUUUUCUGUGGUACAUUUCUGCAUGUUUAUGUCACAAUUUGAACUUUGUCCAUCCCCUCUCUCAUUGCUUUUGAAUGAUAUCCACAUGUAAUCAACAGUAUUGGGGAGUAGUGAACUACGUACAUGUAGUUCAACUAGUUAUUUAAUUACAUUUUGCAGUAGCUUGGUGGUAGUUGAACUAAAUUCAAAUCUUGGUAGUGUUUUUAGUAGUAAAUUACUUUUUUUGCCAUGUAGCGAUGUUGCUAACUACACACUACUGUUUUUACAAAAAUAAAUAAAAUAUGGGUGAAUUAGGCAAGCAUUCUUUCCCAGCAACAUACUUGCCCAAUUCUCACUUGAAACCCUU
This is a messenger RNA of Salmo salar (Atlantic salmon), 1625 nucleotides long. RefSeq names its product hydroxysteroid 11-beta-dehydrogenase 1-like protein. The record is from RefSeq and is a predicted model, not a curated record. Gene Ontology annotation, molecular function: oxidoreductase activity. NCBI's taxonomy places the organism in Eukaryota, Metazoa, Chordata, Actinopteri, Salmoniformes, Salmonidae. Gene Ontology annotation, cellular component: intracellular membrane-bounded organelle.